Molecule: messenger RNA, 330 nt
Organism: Kwoniella botswanensis
Lineage: Eukaryota; Fungi; Basidiomycota; Tremellomycetes; Tremellales; Cryptococcaceae
Exons: 2
Coding region: 1-330 (109 amino acids)
Source: RefSeq, a predicted model, not a curated record
AUGUCCAGUCUUCACCUCAUCUCAUCCUCCUCGUCUCUCCUUAUCCUCGGUACUUCCCUAGCGACCUACUCUGCCUUCCGAUUAGUCAAGCUAGCUGUGGAACAUAAGAAACCCGUAUUGAUGAUUACCACUGGACCAACUCGUGCAGACCCGUUCAUGGGUAAUGGGCUGGAGAAGAUGGACAGAGUAGCCGGGGAUGUGUUGGGAAAGUAUCUGGAUGAGGCUGUAAAAACAAGCACAGGCAAGGAAGUGGAGGAUGUGAAGCGGUAUCUGCAUACAGGUGUAGUAAAGAGACCACCCGAGGUUGAGGGACCGCGAGCAGAAGGAUAA